AAAAUGUGAAAAUGAACUUUCGUUUGAGAAUCACUCCGCGCCACCCCCACCAACUAUAUAUACACGCGCGCAUACUGUUUCUUCUCCCCCAAGUUCUCUCUCUCUCUCUCUCUUUCGUUUCGUCUUCGUCGCCACUCUCCUGCAAUCAUGGCUCGCAGUCGCCGAAGCUCCGGAGGAAUGUCUUGGUCAGCUCCUCGUCCUGCCGCCCGUGCUCCACUACGUAAUCCUCCACAGCCAGCUGCUCGAGCUCCUCCUCCAGCACCUUUACAAAGGGCACCAGCCACAGGGGGACUUGGUUCCGUUGUUGCUGAAGGCAUGGCCUUUGGUGGUGGAAAUGCUAUUGCGCACAGAGCAGUUGAUGCUAUGAUGGGGCCCCGUACUAUCAGGCACGAGACAGUUGAUUCCUCUGUCCCUUCUGCUGCUCCGGUACUUGCAAAUUCUAAUGUGUGUGAUGGUCAAUCCAAAGCGUUUGCAGAUUGCUUGAGCUACUUUGGAAGCGACAUCAGCAAGUGUCAGUUCUACAUGGAUAUGCUGUCUGAAUGUCGCAAAAACCCAACCACCUCGGGCUUGACUGCUUGAUACUGCUCCUGGAGUUCUACUCCGAACUUGAUUAAAUAAAUUAGUAAUGCAACAAGUCCUGUUCAUAUUAUGGUGUCAGCUUGGUUUUCCAGUUGAAGUUGGUAGAAAACGUUUUAUGCUACUUGAGAGUUUUAUGGAUCAAAUGGCUAUAGGUCUUCGCUCUAGAGUGACCUGCGUUUUCCAUGUUAGCAAUACAUGCCGCUCUCUCUCCCCGUAUAUAUAUAUAGUUCAUGUUGUAUACCUAA
Molecule: messenger RNA, 824 nt
Organism: Rhododendron vialii
Lineage: Eukaryota; Viridiplantae; Streptophyta; Magnoliopsida; Ericales; Ericaceae
Exons: 5
Coding region: 148-579 (143 amino acids)
Biological process (GO): mitochondrion organization
Cellular component (GO): mitochondrion; nucleus
Source: RefSeq, a predicted model, not a curated record